CUUGCACUCUCUCUCUCAAAAUAAAGAAAAACAUUUUUUAAAAAAAGGAAAAAAAAAAGAAAUGGAAAUUUAAAAGACUUCAUGUAUAUUAGAGGCAAAACCCAUCAAAUAUUUAGGAGUAAUUUGACAAGAAAGAGCUCCAACAUGAAAAAAAACCUAGAAGAUGUUACUGAAGAAUAUAAAACAAAUAGAGAACUUGGGUCAGGUGCCAGACCCUAAGUAUUAUCUAUCGCCAUGUAAUAAAUUAUCCCCAAACUAUACAGCUUAAAACAGUAAACGUUUAUUAUCUCAUCGUAUCUGUAGGUCAGGAAUCCAGGAGCGCUGAACUGGGUGGUUCUGGUUCACGGUCUCUCAUGAGGCUGCGGUCAGGAUGUCAGUGUGCGAUGCUGUCAUCUAAGGUUUGACAGGCUGCGGGGUUUGCUUCUGUGAUGGCUCACUCAUGUAGCUCUUGGUGGGAGAUCUCAGUUCUUCACCUCAUGGACCUUCGUAGGGCUGUUUGAGUGUGCUCACUGCAUGGCAGGUUUCUCCAGAGUGAGUGAAAAGCCGGGGAGUAGCCAUAAUAAGUCCUGACCAACCUCUGAAAUCACACACCAUCACUUCUGCAAUAACCCUAUUCAGUGAGAGGGGAUUACCCAAAGAUGUAAAUACCAGGAGUCAGACAUCACUGGGGCCAUUUUAGAAGCUAUCUGCUACUGCAUCUUAGCUGCAAGGGAAGCUGAGAAAGGGUUUAUCUGGCAUUUUCAGCUUUUUUUGUGAGGGUUGGGCUCAUAAGGUGGGGAUAAGAAUCUUAAGAUGGAGAUUCCCCCAAAUACAGGAACGGGUUCAGGCGAUGAACAGUCAAAAGGACUGAUAAAUGUGCACUGCAUGUUUGAAUAUACAAACAGAUGUGUAACAACAGAGAGAAUCCAGAAAUAGAUCACCUCAAUUUAAUACGUGACAAAAGCAAUUUUUCUGGUUAGAGGGGAAUGGCUAGUUUACUUCAUAAAUGAUGCUGGCCUUGACUGGUUACCCAUCUCCAGCAAAGUGAAGUGGGCUCCUAUCUCCCACUACAUAAAACAUAUCCUAGCUUAGAAGAAAAUGAGAGCACCUGUGAGCGCACGCCAGGGAUGUGGGAAACCUUGGCUUGAGCAUCCAGAAAAUACAAUGCAAAGCCUAUGGUGUUUCCCAGGCCGCCUCCUCAGUCGUUCCUGAAUUCCGAUUUUUGUAUUUCUAGCAGUGGCCCUGUCAAGUGCAGCAAAUUGAUACUGUGCUUUCCUCCAAGAAUGCAGGUUCCUGUGGCAUAGGAAUCAGCAAGUACUUGGAGGGGAAAAGCAAGAGAGAAUGUGGGGCUCACUUCUCAACACUUCCUUUCUUUCUGGAGUCGUCUCCUCAAAUCCUGGUUGCCUGGGUAGCCAUCUGAUGCCUUUAAUCCUAACUUAAACUGGAUUUUCAACUCUGAUCUGUCCAUUGGUUGGCACCUCUCAUCGUGGCAUGUCAGUAAGAAAGAAACCCUUUGGGGGAAAGUUUUCAGAGUGUUUGUAGCAAACACAAUUAGGAGGAAUUCUUAGAAGCAGAGGAGGUUGGCAACUGUGCCAGGAUAAUUGUUACAUUUUAAACACGAUGUCAUCCCCUGAGCAAAGUGAAAUGAGCCAGAAGGCAUAUGUAGACAGGUAUGCCCAAUUUGUUUUAAAGCCCCAGAAACCCAUUCAGCCUUACAUCUGCUCGACUCUGAGUGAUUUUCAAGAAGAGAGAGACUUUCUGGCCGACUACAUCUUUCCUCAGCUUAACGAACUCUGCAAUUCCCAGGGCACGUAUUUCAAAGCCGUGGACCUGAGGUGGUCAGCGUUGAAGGCCCCGCCACCCUCACCCUCCAACCUGUUCAGACAGCAUUCUUGUCUCCACUCCCAGUAUCUGAAGCUCUGUCUCGACUAUGUGAACAGCUGUUUUCCUUUCUUCAUCUGCAUGCUGGGUCAGACGUACGGGGACUUCCUCCCUGACCAUGUGCCUCUAAUGCUCUCCAGAGUGACUGACUUGUUCAAUUUAUCCAUGGUAGAACAGAACCUCUACAUUGCUGCAAAAAAUGGUUAUCCUUGGGUCCUGGAGAAUCCCAGCUACAGUUUGAUGGAGUUUGAGGUCAUCCAAGCAGCAUUUCUGAAUGAGUCUCCAUUUCAGUAUUUUUACUUUAGGACUGGAACCAUGCUGCUGAAGACUUUAGAUGAGGAAAAGGAGGGGCUGUCCUCGGGAUCUCUGCUGACUGAUGAGGAAAAAUUAAGGAUCGGAAAGCUUAAGGCCAAGAUUAUUAGGAAAGGGCUCCGUGUCCGAUUUUAUAAAGAUCUCCACGAGUUGGGGGACCUGGUUUUCAAGGACUGGUCAGUUGUGAUAGAACAACUUUACCCAGCCACUUUAAUGAUCAGAAAUAUAGUUAAUGUGGUAGAUCUGGAGCAGAGCGUCUCGAUCAGAGCUCGUUGUUCCCUGCGGGGCAUCUGGGCCAAAUCUGAAGACAUUCUGGCAUCAGAGCCAGGGGAUGGUCCUGGUGUCCUAAUGGGUGGAGAGCUGGUCAUAAAGCCAGUGGGAAUCCAGCUCUGGCUGAAAAAGCUAAGGGUCAGGGAUCACUACAAAGUGACCAUGUUGCACUGGGCUGCCUUCCACAAUGCCAGCAGACAGUGGGUCCAGGAGAAGCCCAAUGGCCUCCUGUACUUCAGGCACCAGUCCCUGCAGAGUGCUGUGGAACACAAGCUUCUUGGCAGAGUGCUGAACAACCUGGUAAAGUCAGCAAGUGAAAAGUACUUAAAAGAAAAUCAUAUUUUGGAAUGUGCUACUGAAACUUCCAGCUUUUUGGACAACAACCCCUGUGACCAGGCUACCAUGAAAUACACCGAAGGUGUUCUGAUAUUUGCUGCUAGAGACACGUCUCUUGCAAAAAUGAGACUUCAAGAAUGCUUAAAUAUCAGGAGAAGUUUGUUUGGUGAGAAAAAUAUCCUAGUUGGAGAAAUUAUGGAAUUUUUAGCAGAUUUACUAUCUUUUCUACCGGAAGAGAGUGAAAGAUGCCAAAGGAAGCAAGCAAUUGAAUAUUAUAAACAAGUGAUACGAAUAACGGAAAAUGCAGGGACUUUCACCAAUUCCUCACUCGUCAGGAAGCAGCUGAGCAUUAGCCUAAGUGACACCUUGUGUAAAUUAAGUAAUUGCUGACAUAUUUCUAUUAGAAGAGGGUGACUUUUCCCUUUGACCUGCAUACUUGGCUUAUUUUAAAAAUGCCUUCAUUUUGAAGCAGGUAACUCCUGUUGACUAUGUAAGCGUCUUGUUUACCUUGUCUUAUCAGGAAAGCAUCUUAGUCUGUCUGGGCUGCUGUAACAGAAUACCACAGACAGGGAGGCCUAGACAACAGAUACCUGUUUUUCACAGUUCUGAAAGCUGGG
Molecule: messenger RNA, 3395 nt
Organism: Lynx canadensis (Canada lynx)
Lineage: Eukaryota; Metazoa; Chordata; Mammalia; Carnivora; Felidae
Product: putative tetratricopeptide repeat protein 41
Exons: 8
Coding region: 1600-3168 (522 amino acids)
Cellular component (GO): Cul4-RING E3 ubiquitin ligase complex
Source: RefSeq, a predicted model, not a curated record